This is a messenger RNA of Orbicella faveolata, 2756 nucleotides long. RefSeq names its product fibroblast growth factor receptor 1-A-like. Lineage: Eukaryota; Metazoa; Cnidaria; Anthozoa; Scleractinia; Merulinidae. Gene Ontology annotation, biological process: cell surface receptor protein tyrosine kinase signaling pathway; positive regulation of kinase activity; protein phosphorylation. Gene Ontology annotation, cellular component: plasma membrane; signaling receptor complex. The record is from RefSeq and is a predicted model, not a curated record. Gene Ontology annotation, molecular function: transmembrane receptor protein tyrosine kinase activity; ATP binding.
AAUAUUAAUUUUCUAGUUGACGGAGGUUGGUCAUCUUGGGGAGCCUGGGACAGGUGUACUGUGACAUGUGGUGGUGGAAAUCAAGCUCGACAGCGGUCAUGCACCAAUCCUCCUCCACAAGGGGAUGGCCAUGAUUGCCAAGGAAUGCUUUCUGAGUCCCAGUCAUGCAACAUAAACAGUUGUCCAAGUAAGAAGGCCCUUAAGCCUCGCAAUCAUAAAGGUUAUAUUAAUUUUCUAGUUGACGGAGGUUGGUCAUCUUGGGGAGCCUGGGACAGGUGUACUGUGACAUGUGGUGGUGGAAAUCAAGCUCGACAGCGGUCAUGCACCAAUCCUCCUCCACAAGGGGAUGGCCAUGAUUGCCAAGGAAUGCUUUCUGAGUCCCAGUCAUGCAACAUAAACAGUUGUCCAAUUGAUGGUGGCUGGAGCAAAUGGAGUCAAUGGAGUAUCUGUACUAAGACAAUCAGUGGCAUACAAGCAAGAACAAGAGAGUGUGCUAAUCCAGAGCCAGCACAUGGUGGAAAGAAAUGCAAUGGAAACAAAGCAGUUGUGAGGGAGUGUAACAACAUAUCCAGCUGUCAUGAAGCAUUUCCACUACGCUUUCAGUCAGGAGAGAACCCAUCUCGUGGCAUAAUGCAAAUCUACAAGAAUGGUAGCUGGCAAAAACUUUGCACCAGAAGUUGGGAUACAUAUGAAGAAAACUUGACCUGCAAGGCCAUGGGUUACUCAGCUAACAAUGUUGGUUAUGAUAAUGGCAUGUGGCACACAGACAGCAGCAAUACUUCAAACACAUCAAUCCACUUUAAUUGUACAACACUAACAGAAUGCGGGAGUAACAUUGAUAGCAAAACACAAUUAACAUGUAAAGGUAAUUAAUUGAUGUAUGACUUAGCCUGGCCCAACUUUGUGUUUAAUGUGUUAAGUCUAAUUUGGUACAAAUUACCAUCCCCUCUAUCUGCCUUAAUUUCUUAGUUUUAUGCAGUGAGUUCUCAUUGAAUACCGUAAACUUCCAAAAGUAACAACCCCCAAAAGUAGCGACCCCCUGAAAAAAGUGACCCCACCGAAAAUAGUGAGACCGAGGUUCAAUAGUCGAGCGAAAGUUACCAUACCAUCACUUGAUUCGAGGUACUCUUCAACGGGAAGGUAUCGCUCUUGCACAAAGCCUUGUGAAAUGUCAAUUCGAUUCAUGCUUUGUCAAUUCAUGUUGUGCUGUGUUAAAACAAAAACUGUAGAAUUUUCAUUCACUAACAGGAAUGUACUAACAGAACUUUUCUGUAAAUUAAAAUUGACAACGCUGUAUCAUUUUCAAUAAGAGCUAAUUAAAAGGAACCUUUAUUACGUGGAUGAGAAGCAACCGCGUUAGAAAUUGGGCUGCUUUGUUUUGUUUUUUUGCUUCAGGGUAGUCGUAAAUUGCGACGCAAGUUGUUAUUGGCUACAGGUAAUUACAUUGUAGCCAAUGGUAGCUCCUGUUGUUUUCUAUCCAGAUUCAAGGUUGAUUUUGUCGCAACAGGAGGGCUUCAUGUGGUAAGCUCCGAGACGGCUCCACGGGAUACACAAACCCUCAACUUGUCGCGAAAUGUGAGCAAAUUUUAUGCGUGACAAGUUGUGAGUUUGAUGAACGAGCAGCAAAUCCAAAAUUUGUUGCUCAAAGUAGACCUGCUCUCUAACUAUUCGCAACAACAAAGUUGAUCACGCAAGGUGAAAAACUCGAAACAUCAGCCAAGUUGAGAGUUUUUGUAUCGAAUAUAUCGUCGCCGCCUUUAAGCGGUGAUAUACGAGAUACGGAUUUUUGUUUCUCGUAUUUCGCUGCCUUUAGAACAUAGCAAAACACCUUCAUUUUUUUUUGUAGUGCACGUUAGGUGGACUGCAUGUGUUCAAAGAAAAUUUGAAGGUGUAUAAUAAAGAACCAUCGAAAUAACCUCUUGUUUAGUUAUUAGUAUAAACGUUGAUUUCGUUGUUUUGAGCUUAAUACAUUUUCGUAUUGCUUCGAUUUGAAAUAAUUAUAUUUAAACCCGAACAAGCGUUUUGAACGCUUGAGGAAGGACUUGUUGUUUACCCUGCAACUUACUUCAUCUGACCAAAUGUCUCAAAUGUAUGUUGUUUAUGCUUCCAGAUCAGACAGCAGCGUCUUAAGAAACUAGCACUCAUUUUUAAGAACGAGCAAAGCCAUGCAUAGCAAGCCGAAUGAGAACUGUACGGCUCGUAGAAAACACGGAGUGACAUUCGCAAUAAACUGUUCAGAAUAAUAGAAAACAAUAUGUUGAUUCAAGAGGAUCCAUGUGUUGUAAUUCGAUUCAGGCGACUCGUAUGCAAAAAGCGUUCAGAAAAUUACCAGCGUUCUGAUUUCUUUUCUCACGUAGAAAGAGCGUGUUUGUUUGCUCGAGGUCGUUUUAUCUAUAUCUGAAUGAAAAGUUGUUUCUUUUCCAGUAUAAGUGCUGUUUUAAAACGAGAUUUUCAAGAUGUUCAUCCCAAGAAUUUGCUGGCUUUACGUUAAUUGUUUCGUCACAGCUCUCUGAAUAUAUUUACAUUACCUAUCAAUGCAUUAAGGGAAGUCUCUGAAUUUUGCUCUCUAUGUGACUCCUAUCAAGCCAAGAUCACACAAGUCAUCAGGAGCUUUUUUAUAUGUGAGAAAUUCCCUUCACUCUUGUAUUUACUUGUCUUUAUUCCCGAUAUUUUAAGAUCGUGUGACCGCAAGUUUGUUUUUCACUUCUGAGCACGUGCAAGGUGUCGCAGAAGAAUCGUCGUAAAUGUUAUCGUAG